GGAGAUUGGGUUCUUGCACUCCGGCAAAUAAAGAAAACCCACCGCUUUUAUCGCCCAGCGGAAGAAGAAAUAGGGCAAAGUAAUAAUUACGCAAAUCCACUUCCGGUUAGUUGAUUGAUCAAAUUAGUGAUCUGGGCAUAAUGUGGAACGGUGUACUAGCCCCGGAGGAGGUGAGCUCUCUCAAGAAUUUUAUGGGCGAUGAGAAGAAAACGCCCCCCUUCGAAUCACUGACCUCUUCUCUUAUCGACUUCCGCGAUGACCACUUCGUCUCCUACAACAGGGCGAGGCACACCCUUUGUGUGGGCAGCGUCAAGAAACUAGUGAACUCAGUGGCGCAGGAUGACCUUCCAGUUGAUGAGGAGUUACAUUUAACAGUACAACAGUGGUUCGAAAUCAGUCAACUUUCCUUAUUCCCUAAUGCCGACUAUUGUUGCUUGCUGUGGGGAUCUAGAGGAAUCGUUAUCGUGUCGAUCGAGCAUCGAAAUUCUAGUUCCAGGCUUCAAAUAACAAAGGAACAUUUCAUAGCUGAAAGCGUGUAUCGGGAUCAUCCUACCUUGUCCAUCUUCCAAUGUAGAUGGUCACCAAUACGGUCGGCGAAAAUUGUGAUGGUUCUAAAUUCGGAUUCCUUUCUUAGAGUAUAUAAUGUAAUGUCCGGAGAUACGUUGGGAUGCUUUAACCUCGGACCCAAAAUUAGUCUACCUCUCGUGACAACUUUCUCUCCAGACAUUAACCCAGAAACUCCGAUUGACUUCGAUUUCGGCCCUUAUAUAUCUGUCUUGAAGUCAUGGAUGAUUCUUGUUUUGAAGCCGACUGGCCUGAUAUACUGUGCCCUUCUAGGAAUUGUUGCGACAAAUACGCAGUGUUUUAUAAAUUAUUAUCGUCACGUGCAAUACUCGAGCAGCACGGAAGAAGAGGAAAACUACACGCGAAUUUUGUGUUCUAAGCAAUUUCCAAUUGUUUGCGUAACAGGUCAAGAGAGUGGAUUCUUGUCUCAUUCAAUAAUGGUCCCUACCCGGUUAGAAGAAGAUGAUGUAGACUUGGAGGACCAAGUUGAUAAACAUCUCAUGAACGACUCUUACAAAUUGUUUAUUAAAGAACGCUUAAAAUUACCCAAAAGAUCAAGUGGACAUAAUGAAUAUGAGUCGUCAUUACAGUUACUACAGGAUCCUCUAUUUGAUAACAGAUAUAUAUGUGCACAUGACAGUGGAUUAAAUAUCAUAACCAUUAAAUUUGCUCCAGAAGUACAAAAAUUUUUAAUGGGUGACGAGGAUGCCCUCGAAUCUUUGACGUCUUCAGUUUGUAGACACUUGAUGGUUUGGAAUGUAGGAGAUACGGUGCCGACAUUCAACAAAUUGAUAGGAAUUUCUUUUACUGCUUCUCAACCCGAGAGAUUAUUAUGUGUUCUUAAUGAUGCUAGAGCUAUCAUAUAUUUAAUACCACAUCCUGCAGACAUUCGUCAUUUUGAGGAAAAGAAAGAAAUUGUCUCAGUAAAAUAUGAUCCGACGAACAGUAGGAGCAUCUUGGACGUAAUCAAGUCUAUUUUAGGUCAAUCCCCUGAGCAGCCAUUUUAUUGCUGUGACCAGGAUGAGCUUGGGACUGCGGAGAGUAGAAAGCUAUUACAGGCCACUCUGAAGUCCAAAUUCAAAAGACUGUGUUCAUUGGAGAGAGCUUCAGAGUAUCUGGCUUCCUAUUUGAAAUCAAUUCGUUCAAAAACAAAAGAUAUGGAGACGUCUGUAAAAAAUCUGCUAGAUGCAAGAGGCGAAAUAAAAGAUGCUGCUCAAAACAUUGCCGAAAUAUACGAAGAUUUAUCGGAAGAAGAUCAAGUUACUCGCAAACGUAUGGACGUUGUAAUGUAUCGUUUCCACCAAACGUUUCCUAUUCUUACCGAUAAAGAAAAAGAGUGGCGACAGAUAUUAGAAACUAUAAGUCGCGAAAUAACUUCACUUAAAUCAUCAACGGAGUCGCUUCAUCAUCAAGUUGCUGAGAUGAAGGAAACUUUACCCACACAACCUGUCAAAUUAAAAGCACAUCAACUAGAGUCCAUAAAAGAGCAAGUAAUGCAUAACCAAACUGUGAUUUCCACCAUGAAAAACAGCCUCCUUCAAAUGCAAGACAAGAUUCUACGACAAUAAUUAUAUUUUUAACACAAAAAAGAACAAAUGUUGGAACACAGAAAACAUACUGAUCGUGUUCAUCUUUUGCCGAGCUACUACAAUUUAUGAAUUCUGUGAUAACUUAUUAUAACUCGCACUCAAAUAUAUGCCGCUAAAGUGAUAAUUCUUCUUAAUUCGUAUUAAUAGUAACUAUUAACAAUAAGAUUAUAAUCCUCUAUACACACUAAUUUUAUCCAUGGCUUGACAAUAUUGACAAACUAAAACUUCUGUUCUUUAACUUUACGUAUUUUGAUUAAUUACUGAUUAUUCGGAAUGAACCGUAUAAUAGAUAUAAGACUCGCAUAUACCAAAUCAAUAUUCAGGAUUAAUAUGAGCUGAAAUGGUUUUCAUGAUCAAUUUACUCUUUUUCUAAAAUAUUUUAAUAUUUGAACAUAAAAGAAGUUAAUUGUAUACAUCGAUACAGUAUAUUUAUAAAUGUCUUUAAAAUACAUGCACAAAUCAAUAAGUUAGGUAUUCUAUUAAAAUGUUUGAAAAUAAAAAAUAACCAGGUGCAUUUAAUACCGAUAAAGAGGAGGAAUGUGAAGGGGAUGUAUGUAAAUAUUUGCAAGCCCAAAUUGUACCGUACAUUUUAUGUGAAAUCUCCAAAAUCGAAUAAAUAAAUAAAGAAUAUUUGUAUUCUUUUAUGAUAAUAAUUUCAA
Messenger RNA from Folsomia candida, 2812 nucleotides. RefSeq names its product nuclear pore complex protein Nup88 (gene mbo). The coding region runs from base 141 to 2132 and encodes 663 amino acids. The record is from RefSeq and is a predicted model, not a curated record. Gene Ontology annotation, biological process: ribosomal small subunit export from nucleus; protein import into nucleus; mRNA export from nucleus. Gene Ontology annotation, molecular function: structural constituent of nuclear pore. Gene Ontology annotation, cellular component: nuclear pore. Lineage: Eukaryota; Metazoa; Arthropoda; Collembola; Entomobryomorpha; Isotomidae. The transcript has 10 exons.